Molecule: messenger RNA, 663 nt
Organism: Lathyrus oleraceus (garden pea)
Lineage: Eukaryota; Viridiplantae; Streptophyta; Magnoliopsida; Fabales; Fabaceae
Exons: 3
Coding region: 1-663 (220 amino acids)
Cellular component (GO): cytoplasm
Source: RefSeq, a predicted model, not a curated record
AUGGAGGUUGAGCUUCUUAUUCUGUCCCAUCACUUCUACAAAUCAUCUGCUUGCCUUGAUCGAGUUGAUGUUCUUGUUUCCCUUGCUGCAACUAGGGUUGAUGCUUAUGUUUUGGAGGGUGAUUUCCCGUGCUUGGCUCGCCUGAUAACUGGAGUUGAAAUUUUUUAUGCUCUCAAUUUCAUUCUUGGCAUUCUUAUAGAAAAUGGUCAAUUGGAUCUUCUUCUUCAAAAGUAUUCUGCUGCUGCCGACACAAACACAGGCACUGCUGAGGCUGUCAGAGGUUUUCGAAUGGCCGUUCUUACAUCUUUGAAGCAUUUCAACCCUAAUGACCUUGAUGCAUUUGCCCUGGUCUAUACUCAUUUUGAUAUGAAACAUGAGACGGCCACUCUUUUAGAGUCCAGAGCAGAGCAAUCAUGUGAGCAGUGGUUUCGGCGUUAUAACAAGGACCAGGAUGAAGACUUGUUGGAUUCCUUGCGCUACUUCAUUGAAGCUGCUGAAGUUCACUCUUCCAUUGAUGCUGGCAAUAAAACACGGAAGGAUUGUGCUCAAGCUUCCCUUCUAUCCCUCCAAAUACGGAUGCCAUAUUUCCAAUGGCUUUAUCUAUCAGAAACCAAUGCUAGACAGGCAUUAGUUGAGCAGUCUCGUUUCUCCAAAACCAAAUAA